Salvia hispanica is the source of this 912-nucleotide messenger RNA. The record is from RefSeq and is a predicted model, not a curated record. NCBI's taxonomy places the organism in Eukaryota, Viridiplantae, Streptophyta, Magnoliopsida, Lamiales, Lamiaceae.
AUGGAUCAUCACUAUAACUGCAAUGGAUGUAACGUGACGAUUGUGAAACUGCCGAAGCGCUUGGCUCUCAAAUCCAACAACGGGAAGUUCCUGAAGUCAGUCGACGACAGCUACCACUCGCUUGAUUUCGCGUCGGACGAUCCCAACGCCACGAAGUCCGGGCUGGAGAUCCAGGCGCUGCCGAGCGGGGAGAUCCGGGUGAAGUCGGUGUACUACAAGCAGUUCUGGAAGCGAGCCAACGAUGGGGACCAGACGGUUUACGCGGUGGCGGGAGAGAAGGAGACGGGAAACAAGGACACCCUCUUCUGGCCGGUGAAGAUCAGCGAGAAGACAAUCGCCCUCCGCUGCGUCGCCAACGGGAAGUACUGCAGCCGCAACAGGAUGUACUACGACUACCUGCACGCGGCGGCGGACACGAUGGUGGACGAGGCGAGGUUCGAGGUGAAGGAGCUGGUGUCGGAGAGGAAAAUCUACGACGUGGAGUAUCGCGUGGAUGAGGCGAGGAUAUACGACUCGGAGCCGCUGACGGCGGGGUCGGCCACGCUGAAGAACGAGGGGGAGAAGGAAGCGCUGUUGAGCGAUAAAGUGGUGUAUGAGGAGACUGCCACGUAUGCGGUGACGCGGAGCGAGAGUGUGACGGCUGGGCUGGAGUUCACCUUCGAAGGUUCGCUCACCAAAGUUGUGAGUUUCAAGCUGGAGAUGUCUAGGGAGGUGAGUGAGAAGAUGGAGUGGGAGGUGAGCAAGUCGGAGAAAACGACGCAGGAGGCUACGGUUUCAGCUCUUGUGCCUGCUCGUAGCUCGGUCAAGAUUAGCUACGCGGGCUCGAAGGGGAAGUACAGCGUUCCCUUCUCGUACACGCAGCGGGACAUUGAUUCAACCACCGGCAAACCCACUAUAACCAGAGCACGGUGA